GUCAAUUCGAAUUUUAACGGUAUAAUUUAUAAUCCAAAACAAAUAUCCAACCUGUGAAUUAGUAUUUUGUAAAAACAUAAAAGAAAGUUAUAAUUUGUUGAAAACUCGUGCUUAGCUCGACGAUUCAUUUACAAGACAAAAAUGAUGCCCACCAGAUACGUCCCCGGCCAUUCUUCGGCUAUACGCAAAUCGAGGCUAGAUAGCAAGCCUUCAAUGCUGCCAGUCCGUCGUCAGGGCUCCACGGACCGCACGUCGACGGAGGCUCGGCGUCCUUCCGCCACUGGUGCGAGGUCCAGCAGUGCGGAGCCUGCGCGAAGCACAAUCGGAGUGGCACGCUUGAGCAAAGAUGCAUCUGUCACCAAAUUAUCUGUUGGGAGGGCUCGUUCUCAGACUGGUGAGCCCCGUCCGACCACCACGCCUCUACGCAGUAGCCAAUACUCUAGACCCACCACUACACCAUUGAGGACUCCUGAAGACAGAAGCAGCCGCAGCUGGGAGACCUGCCUCGAGAGGGUGCUAGCAUUUGUCACUGUCAAGGACCAAAGACAGAUAUCGAGCGUGGCGUGGCAGCGCGCGGAGUACUCGCGCGUGUCGGCGGCGCUGAGCGCGCGCGGGGCGACGGGCGCGCCGCUCUUGCGCCCGCUCACCAUCGCGCGCUUCGUCGACAUCGUGGCCGACCUGCUGAGCGCCAUCAUCGGCGACGUCAAGCUCUCCACCGACAACUACGUCACCAAGUUGCCGCACCUGGCUAAAAGACUGCUGUACCCCAGCCCAGUGUCCAAGUCGUGGCUGAAGACUGUCAACACGCUCCAUGCCUUCCCACAGGCGCUGGCACUCAUCGCGUACCUUCUGGACUUGGCCACGCACUGUCAAAUGCCAGUGUCGGACGACUGGCUUUUUAUCAGCAAGGACGAUGUGUCGUGCCUGCGCCGCGAGUACCUCAACAAGUGUUGGAUACGAUUCCAAGAGCCGCCGGGCGACCAGUUCGACGAUCUGAACGAAGACUACCUGCAUCGCCUGCGCGCGCUCUUGGGUGACGACGACGAUAAGAUUCUGCAGCUGGAACAGAAUAUCAAAGAAUACGAGCGGCGGCUCGAAGACGCGGAGGAGCUGGCGGCGCGCGCGGAGGAGGCGAGGCGCGUGGAGCGGCGCGACGCGCUGCUGGCCGCGCUGCGCAGUGUGCGUGGCGCGCGGCGCGGCGCAGCGGCCGACGCGGCGGCGCUGCGGGCCGCGGCCCGCGACCAUGCGGAGGCCCUGAGGAUGCUGGACUCGGAGAUCGAGCGCGCGAGUGCGGAGAUCGAGCAGCUCCGUGCGGAGUUGGAACAGCAGCCACUCUCCGUGAAGGAGCGCGCCGCGCUGCUGGACAAGGUGGACUACGCCACGAGGGUGCACGACAGCAAGCGAGCGCUGGCCAAGCAGAUCUCCAAGAUGCUGGCGAGCAAGGAGUCCGAGCUGGCGCAGUGGCAGAAGAGCACGCUGGACGCGUGCGUGGAAUACAAGCAGCUGCUCAUCUGCCUCUGCACGCAGCUGCCAGCGCUUGCCCACCUCGCCGUCGACGAGAAGGAGCUGAUGGACGAGGAGUGCGCAGUGUUCAUGGCGAGGGCUGUGGAGACGCUGCGGGAGGAGGGCGCGCGCCUCGCCGCCAAGAAGGCUGAGCUGCUGCGGAGCCGCAGCAUGCUGGGCAGGAAGCGAGCUGUGCUGCUGGAAGAAACCCGCUCCAAAAUCGCCGACAUGAAAUCGAGUAUGCAACGCGAACAACAAGCGCUGGACGCUGAGGUUGCCAAGGAAAGCUCGGAUGCGGCCGCCUGGAGCCACGAGCAGCAGCAGACCAGCGCGCGCCUGGAGCAGCUGCGCGCCAACAGGGAGGAGCACGCCAAGGUCGCGGCAGAGCUGGCCUUCUGGGAGAAGCAGGACGCGGCGUGGCGCGCGAAGCUGAGCGAGUUGCGCGCGUACGUGAGCGCGACGCGCGCGCUCGUACAUCAGCGCGCUUGCGCAGCGCGCGAGAACCGUGCCGCGCGUCUGCGCGACACGCUGGCGCUGUGGCGCGACAAGCUGGGCUGCUGAUGCUGCGACUGUUAUGUUAAGAGUGGAAAAGAAGUUACCCCUCUGCGAGAUACACAUCUUACAAGGUGUAACCAAAACGCUUUUAUUUUUUAUUUUAUUGAACCACCAAAA
Messenger RNA from Maniola jurtina (meadow brown), 2175 nucleotides. It is a transcript of the gene Ndc80, whose product is annotated as kinetochore protein NDC80 homolog. The coding region runs from base 142 to 2064 and encodes 640 amino acids. Lineage: Eukaryota; Metazoa; Arthropoda; Insecta; Lepidoptera; Nymphalidae. Gene Ontology annotation, biological process: attachment of mitotic spindle microtubules to kinetochore. The record is from RefSeq and is a predicted model, not a curated record. The transcript is spliced from 14 exons. Gene Ontology annotation, cellular component: Ndc80 complex.